UCCGGGCGAUGUGCAUUGUGGGGAGGGAGGUCACGGCUUGUGGGGCCCCAUGCCAGACGGCUCCUCCUCAUCCUCCUCCUCAUCAUCCCCGCACCACCACCACCACCACGGGACACUUCCACUGCCAUCGCCGCGGACACUGAGGGAUGUCGGAAUACGACGAAUUUGAGAAGCAGCUGUUGAACAACAGGGAAGAGCGGCUGGCGGAGCAUGGAAAGGUACGCCGGCACAGCCACAAAAAGCGGAGUCGCAGUCACAGCCGGAGCCGGAAGAGGCGCAGCCGUUCCCGGGACCACAAGCGCCGCUCACGCAGUCGUUCUCGCUCUCCAAAAAAGUGUCGCAAAAAGAAGGCUUACAAGUACUGGGACGUCCCUGCCCCUGGCUUUGAACACAUCACACCGCUGCAGUACAAAGCCAUGCAAGCGGCGGGACAGAUUCCGGCGACCCCACUGCUGCUGCCGAGCGUGGCGGGCGAGGUGCCGGCCGCGCCCACACAGGCAUUGGUGGUCGGCAGCCAGAUGACGCGGCAGGCCCGGCGCCUCUACAUCGGCAACAUACCCUUCGGCGCUACCGAGGAAGCCAUGCUUAUGUUCUUCAACACACAGAUGAAAUUGGCUGGCCUCAACCAGGCUCCAGGUGACCCCAUCCUGGCUGUCCAGGUCAACCUGGACAAGAACUUUGCCUUCCUUGAGUUCCGCUCGGUGGAUGAGACGACGCAGGCGAUGGCGUUCGACGGAAUCCUGUUCCAAGGCCAGAGCCUAAAGAUCCGACGGCCGCACGACUACCAGCCGCUGCCUGGCAUGUCCGAGGCGCCUACGGUCCACGUGCCAGGUGUUGUCUCCACUGUUGUACCAGAUUCUCCGCACAAAAUCUUUAUCGGGGGCCUGCCAAGCUACUUGAACGAGGACCAGGUUAAGGAGCUCCUCACUGCGUUUGGGCCUCUGAAAGCAUUCAACCUGGUGAAGGACAGCUCAACCUCCCUGUCGAAGGGCUACGCUUUCUGCGAGUACGUGGACGUCAACAUGACGGACCAGGCCAUCGCAGGACUCAAUGGAAUGCAAAUCGGAGACAAGAAGCUCGUGGUUCAGAGAGCCAGCGUCGGAUCAAAGAAUGCUGCGCAGGGCGCGGUGACGCAGGCGCCGGUGGCGCUGCAGGUCCCCGGACUGGGCCCCACGCAGGUGCAGCACAGCGGGCUGCCCACGGAGGUGCUGUGCCUCAUGAACAUGGUGACGGCGGCCGAGCUUGCGGAGGAGGAGGAGUACGAGGACAUCGUUGAGGACAUCCGCGAGGAGUGCAAGAAGUACGGCUGCGUGCGGUCGCUCGAGAUCCCGCGUCCCAUCAACGGCCUCGAGGUGCCGGGCUGCGGGAAGAUUUUUGUGGAGUUUUCAUCCAUACUUGACUGCCAGAGGGCCCAGCAAGCAUUGUCAGGACGCAAGUUUGCAAGUCGCGUAGUCGUGUCAAAGUACUUCGACCCAGACAAAUACCACAGGAGGGAGUUCUAAACAAAUAAUUCUCACUUAGUUUUUUUUGCCCUUGUCGCGUUAUUUAUUUGGAUGGAAUCACGGACGUUUCUCUCCACGUUCUGGGAGCUUUUAAGUUCCUGUUUUGUUCUGGUUGUACUGCGUGCUGUGUUGGGCUUGAUGUACGACGUUCCGCUGAACAUGCCCAGAGAGCUGUGGUUACUUCAGCUUGGAAGAAGCUCUCACGACGCGGAGCGAGGCGUUGGACAUGCCGAACAAUGCGUGGUACGGCCCCCGAAGACACAUCGGAGAGCGAUGGAAUGCUGUUGUCGCUGCUUCUGCCGCUUGUUUUUUGAAUGACUCCAGGCAUGUGCACAUGGUUUAGAAUGACUAAAAAAGGGUUACAGGACAUUGGAAUGUUACGAAGAAAGUUCCCCCUGCAGUUGUAAAUUAAAAGUUAUUUUAAUGAUGGCAGUUAGAUCAAAGCAGUUUUGCUUAAUUUUGUGAAAUCUUUAGCAAAAGCCCUGCGUUACUCAUUCCCCAUUAGCUAGAUAUGUUGACCCCUUAGGACAUGCAAAUGAAUUUUUUUUUUUAAUUUAAAAGUUACGUUUAAAAUUACUUUGCUUUAUUUUUACUUGGACGAAAUUCAAGCAAAUAUUUGGCAACAACAGUGACGUGAAUGGCAUUGGUGUGCAUACAUGACGUUUGGACAAGAACAAUUCUUGAAAUGUACUAGCUAGUGCCGGAGUAAUAUAAAGUGCAAAGUUUCGUGUUUUUUUUAUCUGUUCGUUUUGCUUUUUAAAACUGAAACUAAAAAUAGCAGAUGUUCCAUUGAGAUGAAAAUUUUAGCAAAUGUUGAAAUAGUUUAUCUUGACAGGCAGAAACACUACCUUGUGUGCACACGUUUUGUAAACUGCACCGCCUCCUGGCAAUAUAAUAAUCAGGGGGGUUGUGUGUUGUGUGGGGACUUUGUUCCUAGCAUUGUCGUUUAAACUGACCUCGUAGAAGCAACAACAUGCCUUCCACGUAUGAUGCUGCUCUCGGUUGUAAUUUUAACAAAGCGGUUAUUUUACGCACAGCAGACAGAGAUCUAUGUGAAACGCAGUUGAUGAAUAACCGUCAAAUUAGCAAUCGAACAACAUCAUGUUUGUAUGUACGUAUGUUGAACUUUUUUCGCACCGCACGCAACCAACCGUGUUAAUCGGCGGUGUGAGGACAACAAACUAAACAAAAAGAGCAGUCUGUACUUAAAGGAAAGGAGGCAGACUUUAAAAGAUUAUGGAACGCGCACUCCCCAACAACACAUUUAAACCUCCACCUCAUGCCUGGGAUUCUGGCUCAACGUAUGCAUACAAUACAUCCCCCCCAGCCCCAGUUGCAUUUUUUCCCUUUCAUCUCCACAUUUUAAUGUAUGCGGUCAAAAGAAGAGAGCGAAGAUCUGUCUGCCAGAAGUUCUGCGAGGCCGAGAUGUCACCCUGCGUGCAUCACGAGUUUUAGGACUUGCUGGCCUGUAACCAGGCUCCAGACAUGGAAGCGAUGUCAGUUCAUAUUCUUGGUUCUUUCGGUAAAGUCACGUAGAAGGGAAACAAAAUAAUACAAAUAUAAAACAAUAAAAUUCUCACGACGUUUCGACUGCAACACAAGCAAUCAUCAUCA
Petromyzon marinus (sea lamprey) is the source of this 3116-nucleotide messenger RNA. RefSeq names its product splicing factor U2AF 65 kDa subunit-like. Gene Ontology annotation, molecular function: RNA binding. Gene Ontology annotation, biological process: mRNA processing. NCBI's taxonomy places the organism in Eukaryota, Metazoa, Chordata, Hyperoartia, Petromyzontiformes, Petromyzontidae. Gene Ontology annotation, cellular component: nucleus. The record is from RefSeq and is a predicted model, not a curated record.